Cryptococcus wingfieldii CBS 7118 is the source of this 1230-nucleotide messenger RNA. RefSeq lists its product as hypothetical. Lineage: Eukaryota; Fungi; Basidiomycota; Tremellomycetes; Tremellales; Cryptococcaceae. Bases 1 to 1230 code for a protein of 409 amino acids. The record is from RefSeq and is a predicted model, not a curated record. The transcript is spliced from 6 exons.
AUGGACGACGACUUUGAGGAUCUCUUGCGCGAUGAAACGUACGAGGAGCAGGUAGACCAGUCUGUCUUGAAACGAGACACUCCGAAACCAUCAGCCGUGACCCAAGCGGCACCCUCUUCAAACGAAAUAAGACUCGGGCGAAGGGUGCUGGAGCUGGAGAAGGAGCGCGACUCCUUGGCUACCGAAUUACAAGCUCUCAAGUCUCGCUUACCAACUCACGCGAAUCCCACGGUCCCCAUUCAACAUCCUUCAGCAUCUUCCGCCCCCGAGACAGAUCAGCCAGUGGACAUACCGCCACCUCUCCUCCCGCUUAUGAAUACCCUGAGAACUCACAUCGCUGAGCUUACUCGAGAUAACCAGGCGUUACGGCAAACGUUCCUCGGACAGGCCAUACCGAGAAGAGGGCCCAUAAGUCAGGUUGCGACCCCUAUAACCGCUCAGACGGCUACUCUGCCGAACGCCCUGGCCCCUCCUGUGGCAGCUGGGAUACUGCAAGAAGACGAAGAGAUGGACGCUUUACCAGAGGCCGGUACGUCGGAGAACUUGUCGCCACAUUCGGCUUUGGCACCUAGCCGAGAGAGCGCGGCAGGCUUGGACCUGGAGCGCGUACUGGAGACUGUGAAAACGCUCGUACAAGAGAAUGAGGAGCUGGGUGAGAUGGUGCUGGAAGCAGGGAGGGGAAGUGGUUCUGAUUGGCAAACAUCCUUGGAAGAAUCCAAGGCAGUCAUUGAGAGUCUAGAUUCCGACCUCUCACACCAUCUUUCCGUUGUACAAGCCACACGUGCCGAGCUCGAAACAUAUCAAAACCACUUCGGUCCCCUUCCCUUCAAUAUCGCGCCCAACGCUACUGCACACCCUAAUGCCAUUGCUCCAUCAGGUACUCCAACAGCUUCCAGAGGCCUACCCUCAUUUGUCGGAAGACCGACACCCACAGGUCCUUCAGCAGCUCAGCAGGGUAGGGGCCCCCGACCUUUCGUUCCCAAGCAGCCAGGGCAGGGGCAAGGGCAAGGUAUAGGGAGAGGCGGAAAGCCGGGAUUCCAACCCGCCGCUGGAGUCCGCCGGCCGUUCAGUAAUGGACCUGGGAACGGGAGUGGAUUCUCGCCGGGGAAUGCCCCAGCAUCGGGGCAAGCUGGAGGAGAUGGGCCGACUACAGGCCAUGUUAGAGGAGGAAGUGCGGGGCAGGGACAAUCUUUGAGACAAGAUGAGAGGGGAUUCAAGAGGCGAAAGUGA